UCCACCCGCCCUACCCACGCCGCUUACUCUAGCACGCUCGCUCGCUCGUUCGACGCACACAACAACAACAACAACAACAACAACAACAACAUCAACAACAACGAAAUUAAUAUUACCCGCACGCGCGCGCCGUUGGUCUCGCACGCUCGGAUUGUGCGCGAAAAAUUAAGCGCACGCACGCGCACACCGAUGGUGUCCGGUGCCCGUAGCGUUGCGUCGUUGGUGCGGGCGAAACGGGCGAAGCGGGCGGUGGCGGUACCGCCGUUUGAAAAUAUUACGGGAAGCGAACCCGUACACACACAUACAUCUCUGCGAUAACGCGACGGCGGUACCUACGGUGUGAUUGUGUGACGUCAGCGGCGCUUGGCAUCGAUUGUAAAUUGUGCACCGAAAUCUUGGCGGUCGUUUUAUCGCGUCCUAUUUUGCCGUCUGUGUGCGUGCGAGCGUCCGUCCGUGCUUGUAAACAAACAAGAAACGUUCAUUGGACAACUAACACGAACGAGCCCGAAGUUAUUCGUUUCAUUUGUACACGCUUUUUUUGUACGGCGUCGUCCUGCGCGUUAGACGACUUACGUUGUUUCAUCUGCGAUCCCUCCGUUCGUCAGGGCUUUCGCGCGAAUCGAUAACGCCAUUAACGCUCUGCCCGUCGAUUAUCGUUCACUAGCGGCGCUGCACCGUUGCUACAGACGAAGUCAUCUGAUCAUCUGGUGACCGCAAAUUACAAGAAGAUGAAUCGACCCGUCCGGAUAUCAGGCGACGUUAUUGACGUUAUUUACUGUUCUCGACAACAACAGUGGCAUCGUCUGCAGAACCGAACAGUGUAAGAGGCAAAAGCGGUACGUAUCCAGUUACAGUAUCCGUUAACAAUGAAGUUGUUGGAGAGCUCGCAACUGAACGACUUGUCAAGGGCACUGUGCGUGGACCGAGGAGACGUCAAAGUCUUAGCUAGAAUUGAAAGUUACUCGUGUAAAAUGGUGGGCGAUGAAAAACAUAAAUACAAGAAGUUUUAUUCCCAAAGUGGCACACAGCCAGGUGACCUUGAAGCACUGGGUUGUUCGCCCAAUAGUGAUCCAAGAUAUAGCAGAAGUUUGAGUGUAUCUGGGGAUGAAGAAGUAUUACUAUGUGAUACAAUAUCUCGUAAAUCUUUGUUUUACUUGAUUGCCACACUUAAUGCCACAUUUGCUCCUGACUAUGAUUUCACAGAUGCCAAGUCAUCAGAAUUUAGUCGAGAACGCAGUUUACAGUGGGUAAUGCGAGAUGUGGAUAAUAACUUAUCAGCAGUUAUAGUUGAACCUACCUUAUCAGCAUCCUGUAAUAAUUCCAAUCAAAAUAUUAUGAUGGCCCACUUACAAAGUGCUGCUUCUACCAAAAAUUAUUCACAGUUACGUGACAAGCUAUGGGAAGUGAUAGACAAAGAAAUUGGAAUGUCACAAUGUGACAUUUACAGUUAUACACCAGACAUGCGUUCAGAUCCAUUUAGUGAAGAUGGAUGUCUAUGGUCAUUUAACUAUUUUUUUUACAACAAAAAACUAAAACGAAUUUUAUUUUUUACUUGUCGUCGCAUAAUUAGUUCUUCAUACCCAAUGGAUUUUGAUGGAUCAAUAGGAACUGGAUCAGACUCUAUGUUUCAAUCUGACUAUUAUGAUGAUGAAAGUACUGAUAAUAAUAGGCGUUAUAGAGAACGAAGUCCAUUAACUAGUAGCCGCCGUUAAGUAAAUAUAAUGGUAACUUGGUGGUCGAAUCAAAACAAAAAUUAUCUUUUUUUUAUGCUUCUAAUAUAUAUUUAGUUUCCAUUGUUCAAAUACUAUUACUAUGAAUACAGCUUUUAUUUAAAAAAAAACAAAAAAAAAUUCUGUAUAUUUAUGUACAAUC
This is a messenger RNA of Sipha flava (yellow sugarcane aphid), 1872 nucleotides long. RefSeq names its product repressor of RNA polymerase III transcription MAF1 homolog (gene Maf1). The transcript is spliced from 7 exons. The record is from RefSeq and is a predicted model, not a curated record. Gene Ontology annotation, molecular function: RNA polymerase III core binding. Gene Ontology annotation, biological process: negative regulation of transcription by RNA polymerase III. Lineage: Eukaryota; Metazoa; Arthropoda; Insecta; Hemiptera; Aphididae. Gene Ontology annotation, cellular component: nucleus. Bases 867 to 1712 code for a protein of 281 amino acids.